CAAUUCGAUCGUCAGUGCUGAUAGUCACAGCAUAGCAGAGAAGUAAAUGUUCAUGGGGAAUGAGGGUUCACCCUCUUGCAGUGAAAAAUUCCCAUAUGUGACAAUUAUUUAUUAGUUGUGAUUGAGGAAGUCAUCAACAUGGAAAAAGAAUUUAACCGUGUGGUCGACCUAGCGCCGAAAACUCCUUUUUUGAACCCUUUGAUUUUGGAAAAAGUAUUUUCUUUUCUGGACGACGCAACCUCAUUAAAGUCCGUUCGACUCGUUUGUUCCGUUUGGGCCGAAGUCGGCGUCAAACCACUCGGGCGAAAAGUUGGCGUCUUUUUCAACUCGGUCGAUUUUUGUGCAAUUUGUCGCCACGAUAAGGAGCCAUCAAAGGACAUCAACUACUUCAAUCCUCAGCUCGCCAAGAAGGUUAAUAUCAUCAUUGGCUGCCAUUGCUCAUCAUGUUUUCUCUUCCAGGAAGACAGUCUCCCGGGCAAACUGGUUACAAUUUUGCCUCAAAUUGGCGACCACGUGGAAACGCUCGAUCUAUUCGUAAAAGACGCAAAUAGAUUAAACUUAAACGAUGUCUGGAUUCAUUACAUUUUCCCAAACUUGAACCAGAAAUGGAUCGAUCCAAUACCAAAAUGUUGUAUCGUAACGCACUCCGGCGACGUCAUGGUUGAGAUAAAAGCGCCAAAAUUGAAAACAUUCCAUUUCUCGGGGUGUGAUGGAUAUGGGUUGAACUUGCAUGGUACCUGUGAACAAGUUAAAGCUAUUGUUCAGGAUGUGCUAUACACUGCCAAGAACUUGGAAGAGUUCCACUCUGAGAGCUGUUUUAAACAACUGGAUUUAUCGUUCUGUCCAAAAAUCAAAAUUUCAAAUAUCAAAUGUACUAAGGACAUACACAAUUUUUCAGUUGAACUAUGGUAAGGCAUCCCAAAGUUAUCUGAUUAACUAAAUGAAUCGAUAAAGAAGACUAGUUUGAAGUUGUGAAAUUUAUAUUUAAUUAUGUGCAAAAUACUAUGAUCAUUCCGUGCUAUUUAUUCGGAUUACAGUUUUAUAAAUACAUAC
Molecule: messenger RNA, 1053 nt
Organism: Folsomia candida
Lineage: Eukaryota; Metazoa; Arthropoda; Collembola; Entomobryomorpha; Isotomidae
Exons: 2
Coding region: 139-912 (257 amino acids)
Molecular function (GO): protein binding
Source: RefSeq, a predicted model, not a curated record